UGAUCAAGUCCUGUGAGCGCUUUGCCUUCCUCGCUAAAUUAGUGGAAGCCGGAGGCCAAUUGAGGCGGUUAGCGCCGCGCCGGGAAUUGCGAGUGUGCGCGGAAAGCCGCGGCGCCUGAUUACCGGCCAUUGUUCCCAGCCAGUUAGCGGCGGAUCGGCGCCGCGCGCCACCCAAUUGAGGCCAUUGGCGGUAGUUAGCGCCGCCGCUGCUGCUGCUGCUGCUGCUGCUGCUACUCCCUGCCCCCUGCUGCUGCCGCCGCGCCCGCUGCUGUGUGACCGCCAGGUCGCCGCCACUAAUUGCCUCAUUACCAGGUCGUCAUGAACGGCCAGCCCAACCCCGCCCCCCCCUCCGUGGCCAAGGGGGUGGGCGGCGGCGGCGGCGGAGGCGGCGGUGGUGGUGUGAACAGCGUGCCCUCGGGCGUGGGACAGGGCGUGGAGGGACAGGGCGUGGGGCCUGGUGGAGGCGCAGGCGGCGGCGGCGGUGCGGGCGGCGGCACCUUCCACAGCAUCCACGUGAUGCUGGGCCUGCCCGGGGAGUUGCUGAUGGGUCCUUCCCUCGGGGGCGCCGCGCCCCGCGACUACCACCACGACCCCGCCGCCCUGCAGCAGCCCGCUACGCCCGUGCCGCACUCCCACGCGCCCACCUCCAACACGCCCACGCCCUCGGCGCACUACAACAGCCCGCAGCCCGCGCCCUCGCUCACCACACUCAGCGGUCAGAGCACGCACGCGCACGUGCAGAACAGCCACACCCACACGCACGUGCCCGCCGCAGCCCACAACACGCAGGUGCAGACCUCACACGCCCACACCACGCACGCCCACCCCGCCACUCUGGAGGCGCCCAUGCCCGCCCCAAACGUGGGCGAGAAGAGGAAGCUGGAUGACAGCGGCGGCUACUCUUGCCCCGCGGCCACCACGCCCCCCCAGCAGCAGCAGCAGCAACAACAACAGCAGCAGCAGCAGCAGCAGCAGCAACAGCAGCAGCAGCAGCAGGGCACCCCCACCACAGGUGAAUCUUCAUCAGCCAAGAAGUCAGACUCGAAGAAGAAGGCGUCAGACACUCCGGGGGUGAAGAAGAAGAAGACAAGGACCACCUUCACGGCCUACCAGCUGGAGGAACUGGAGCGGGCCUUUGAGCGGGCGCCCUACCCUGACGUGUUCGCAAGGGAGGAGUUGGCGGUGAAGCUGAGUCUGUCUGAGUCGCGUGUGCAGGUGUGGUUCCAAAACAGGCGGGCUAAAUGGAGGAAACGAGAGCCGCCUAGGAAGAACUACAUGCCCCCUGGCGGCAUGGGCGGUGGUCUCGGCGGCUCCUUCAACUCCCUCAACUCUCUGUCGCCCUUCAAUUCCGGGGACGCGUGGAGCUACUCUUCCACCUAUGACACCACGCACCUCAACCUGCUGGGCCCCGCGUCCUACCCUUUUUCCUCCAACCACAACCCGACCUACGGCUACCCCAUGCUGCCGCAGUCCGUGGGCAUCAACGACUCCCUUUUUCCCAACCCCAUCGGCCAGAUGCGCGCGGGAGACUUCCAGCCGUCGCCGGGGAUGCGCGACUUUGGGAACACGCAGCUCAAGCCGUACGACUACCUGCCGGAGGUGAAGGCGGAGGAUUUUCUGGGGGAGAAGCGGGAUGCCAACAUGAACAGCGUGAGGCACCACCACCAGGCGGCCCCGGCAGCAGCGGCGGCGGCGGCGGCGGCGGCGGCGGCGGCCCCAAAGGAAAGCAAGGAUCUCUCCUACACCACGCUGCCUUCUUUUUUAAGCUAACUCAGGAGCUGGACGCCUUGAAAACUGCCCGGCUUCAAGAAAACGCCCGCGCCCUUGAACCAAACCCCGCCCACGCCGCCCACGCUGCCCACGCCGCCCACAACGCCCACACCUCCCACCUAGCCCCACUCCAAGCUCCCCAGCCGCACUCCAUCCAGCCCGUGCCGCCCCCCGCGCCCCUCGUGCUGGAGCAAGCCCCUGGUGACCCCGUGGCGACCUCCUCCACGCAGGGCCUGUGCUGCGAGGAGUCCUACGAGGUGGUGGGACCAGUGGCACCCCAGAUGGGCCAAGUGGGACCCCAGGUAGGGCCUCAGGUGGCGCCACAGGUGAGCUACCACGCCCCACACAAGUACCCCCCCAGCACCCCAGCCCCCAGCCCCCUCGCAGAAGGUGCCCCAGGUCCCCCAGGUGCCCACACACCCUCAACACGCCCACCACGCCCCCCCGCCCCUAGAGGAGGUGGCGCAGCACCCCCUGCAGGAGUAUGAGGUCCCCCAAAACUAUACCCCCCAUGAAUACGACCCCCUGCCCCCCCAGGUUCCUGUAGGAGACGAGGACACGGGGGGACUGGUGUAUCCUGCAGAUCCCACGCCCUUGGGGGACCCGGGCUACCUGCAACCGUAUCCUUUAGAGACUCAGGCGCCCCUGGAGAGUCACGGCGCCCUUGACUACAGCGUCCUGGAUGCCCUGUUUGACGGCGACCCAUACCAUCCUGCGGUGGGUGAAGGACCCGCCGAAGGAUAUCAGGAUUAUCAGCAUUACUAGAGAGAGAGAGAGAGAGAGAGAGAGAGAGAGAGAGAGAGAGAGGAGUUUUCUCUACAAUAACUGUUUUAUAUUGUGUGUGUGUGUGUGUGUGUGUGUGUGUGUGUGUGUGUAUGUGUGUGUGUGUGUGUGUGUGUGUGUGUGUGUGUGUGUGUGUGUGUGUGUGUGUGUGUGUGUGUGUGUGUGUGCGU
Messenger RNA from Scylla paramamosain (green mud crab), 2723 nucleotides. Its product is annotated as retinal homeobox protein Rx-like. The transcript has 4 exons. NCBI's taxonomy places the organism in Eukaryota, Metazoa, Arthropoda, Malacostraca, Decapoda, Portunidae. The record is from RefSeq and is a predicted model, not a curated record. Gene Ontology annotation, biological process: regulation of transcription by RNA polymerase II. The coding region runs from base 319 to 1770 and encodes 483 amino acids. Gene Ontology annotation, molecular function: RNA polymerase II transcription regulatory region sequence-specific DNA binding; DNA-binding transcription factor activity, RNA polymerase II-specific.